CGAAAUCAAGAAUUAUACCGUGCAAAUCCAUCAAGUCCUGAUUGGAAUGCAUAUUUGGAAUCAGCUGAAUAUGUCAUUAUUGAAGGCUUGAUUGAUACAGUCUGUUGUAGCCUGAUGUAUUUAUCAACGCAUACAGAAAAAAUGAAAGUGGAAUUACCAAUUAUGGAGACAAAAUUAGAUUUAGCA
Molecule: messenger RNA, 186 nt
Organism: Trichobilharzia regenti
Lineage: Eukaryota; Metazoa; Platyhelminthes; Trematoda; Strigeidida; Schistosomatidae
Source: the annotation of a GenBank genome assembly